UCACAAUUAAUGGUUGUUUUUCCUUCCUUUUUUAACAUUAAGAGUUUUAAAUUGACAGUUUCAGGAGCUGUUUGUGCGACCACUCUGGCAAGGAAUGGAAUUUCUGUGACCCUUUUUGACUCUGCUAGAGGUCCGGGUGGCCGCAUGUCUCAAAGAAGAGAGAUAACUGAAGAUGGGAAAGAGCUGUUGUUCGACCAUGGUGCUCCUUAUUUUACAGUAACGAAUCCUGAUGUGCUGAGUGUUGUGGCUGAGUGGGAAUCAAGUGGCCUUGUUGCUGAGUGGAAAAUAAAUUUGGGGUCUUUUGAUUGUUUCUCCAACAAAUUUGUCAACUUUGAACACCAGGAAAGACGAAGCAAGAAAUAUGUUGGUGUGCCUGGAAUGAAUUCCAUUUGCAAAACAUUAUGCCAUGAGCCUGGAGUAGAAAGUAAAUUUAAUGUGGGUGUCGGGAAGUUUGAAUGGUUAGAGAACGAGAAUUUAUGGUUGUUGACGGGUUUGGAUGGACAGAAUCUUGGUCAUUUUAAGGGAGUGGUUGCAUCAGACAAAAACAUUGUUUCCCCAAGGUUUACAGAAAUAACAGGACAAUUACCCCCUCUUGACUUGAGUUUGGCUCCAGAGUUGGUGAAACUGCAAAAUAUUCCUGUUAAUCCUUGUUUUGCUCUAAUGCUAGCAUUCACCGAUCCUUUACCUAUGGUACCAGCAAAGGGCUUCUCGUUCACCAAUUCUAAGGUUUUAAGCUGGGCUUACUGUGAAAGCAGCAAGCCAGGGCGUUCUUCCACAAGUGAACGAUGGGUAUUGCAUUCAACAAUGGAGUAUGCAAAGGAUGUGAUUGCUCAAACUGGCCUUCAGAAACCUUCAAGAGAAACAUUAUCAAAAGUGGGCAAUGAAAUGCUCCAAGAAUUUCUAGGCACAGGUCUCAGUAUUCCGCAACCAUUUUUCAAGAAAGCUCAUAGAUGAAUGUGGCCUGGUGUUUCUCUUCUAGCUGAUUCUCAGGACAAUUGUUGGCUUAAUAUUACAACUGAUUAAGAACAUUUUAGAUGGAAAAAAAAAGAAGAAGAAGAAACUAGAAGAAGAAAUGAUGGAGACCGGAAAGGAGAUGUUUGAAAUAAGGAUCUUAGCUUGUAAUUUUGUUUUAUUUUAUGAGUUAAAUUGUCAUCUUUAUAUAGAUUUAGGUAAUUUUUUGUGUUGAAUCGUCAUCUUUAUGUAGAUUUAUAUUUUUUCGUUCCAUGUUAUGAGUUCAAUUGUCAUGUUUGAAAUAAAGACUAAUCUAAUAAUAAUCCUGCUGAUUUCAGCUGAUGAGCUUGUUUUUAGUGUAUUUAAAUGUUAAAUAUUGUAGUUGUGACUGUCUUAACGAAUAAAUGACACUUGUUCUUAAAUAAGUUGUACUAGCAUUCAAGUUCAGAUAAAUUUUUGUUGGCCUCUGUUAGCUGAUGGAGGAUGCUGGCAGCAACCAUCAAAGGUGUUUGAAAGGCCUGCUAAGCUGGUUUUAAUGUCCAAGCCUUAAUUUGGAUGAUGUCCUAUGAUGGGAAGCUUAGUUAUGAGCUUGAAUAGGCUGUCAUUAGUUGACAUUGAGUUUUACUUGUAUGUAUCUUUGAGUUAAGAAGUAGUAGGAUUUAUUUUAGUCUUUUUUUUAUGUCCUAUGAGUCGUUUGGAAUUAAUCUUGCUAGUUUCCUAUAUAGUGUCCGAGUCAUCAAUAAAGGCUCAGUUUUGCCCAAGUGGUUAACAAGCAGUUGUACUCUGUGUUUGUGUCAAGUAAAGCAAGCUAUCAACCUUAAAUGUGACGCUUGGAGAACCUAGAGAAAAGCUAAGAAUUCUGUGUCUUUUUUCUUUCUUCUCCAAUUUCUGGAACUCAACUUAAAAUUUCUUAUCUGUAAGCAAUUAUUUUAAUUCCAUAUGACCCUAAAUACCUCCUUUUCCAAGGACCAAUCAUAACUAAAUCAAUUCGCUAUUAAAAUUCAAGUCUAGGAUCCAAAGCACAUUCCUUGGGUGCUGUUCACAAAACUGGAUAGCAUUCAAGGAAUCAGCUAAACACCUGGUUUGUCUGUACAGUCUAAACCCUGUAUGAGUCCUUUGCGCACCAGAAGUAUUAUCUAUAUUAAUCUCCAUCCAUUUUUCCCUCGAAUAACCCUAGGAAAUAACUUUCAAAAUACUUAACAGCAUUCUGUCCUGCAUCACUGGUUCAGCUCUGGAUAGCAUUUUCAUCUUUCAUGUUAAUAUCAUUUUUCAACAACAAAAUUCAUACUUUCUGGGAUGCAUAUUGCAGCUGCUCUGCAUCAUCACACUCUGUCAGAAAUGGGGUCUAUAAAUUCUCUUACGUGCUCGAUAUUUCUACUGUAUUCCUUUCUUUGUUUGUUGUCUGUUUUGUUAGUUACUUCAGACUUGGUUGCUGUUUUUCAGCCUGUUUCUUUUUCUUUUUCUUCUCAUUGUCAAACUAACCUGCUUUGAUUUGGUUACAGAUUUACAUAUAUGAAAUGCUUUGAAAGUCAUCGUUUUCUUUUAAUAUGCUUAAAUGCAAUAACCCACAAGUGUAGCAAUCAUCCUGACCUCGGUCUCUCUCUGUCGGUCUGUUCCUCUGUACUUCUCAUAUGAUAUGGAAACAAGUUACAGAAUAAGAAUAUUUUUCUUUCAUUUACGACGAGGAUGUUUUUAUCUCAUUAUGUCAUGUUCCACAAAAUUUAUAAACAAAGUAUGAGCUCAUCAUGUCCUGUUGUCUUACA
Messenger RNA from Theobroma umbraticum, 2714 nucleotides. Lineage: Eukaryota; Viridiplantae; Streptophyta; Magnoliopsida; Malvales; Malvaceae. The record is from RefSeq and is a predicted model, not a curated record.